CGCCCCGCCCGGGCUGCAGGGAGGGGGCCUCUGUUCCGCACACCUGGCUGGGGGCGUGGCCUCACCUGGCUGGGGGCGGGGCUUGGCGCACCUGGGAGCCGGCCCGGCCAAGGAAGGAGGCAGAAGGCGGAAGUGUCGCUCUCACCUGGGGGGGAAAGCUGGGUGCCCCGGGCCCCUCCCCCAGGGGCUGGACCCGUGUGUGACCCCCCAGACACCCCCCCACCCUCAGGUGGGACCCAGGCGUCCGGCACAGGCCAAGCACACAGCAGGGAGGGUCAUGACCUCCCCAGAGGGGGGCGCUGCCCCCCGCCCGGCCCAGCCCCUCACGGACCUGGAUUUCCACUCGGGGGCCCGGAUCGCCGAACUCAACCAGCUGGUGCAGGAGCUGAGCAAGCGGAUGGCGCGGGACCCAGGCAUCCGGGCCACCCAGGAGCUGGUGGUUCUCAAGGACUUUGUCUUCUCUCUGCUGGAACCGCAGCUUAAAGGCAUCGUGACCAAGCUCCUCUGCAGACACGGUUUCUACCUCCGGAUGCAUCCAGACGGGAGCAUCGACGGGACAAAAGAAGACACCAACAGCUUCACUCUCUUUAACCUGAUCCCCGUGGGACUGCGCGUGGUCGCCAUCCAGGGUACCAAGUCGGGGCAGUAUAUGGCCAUGAAUGCAGAGGGCUACCUCUAUACCUCCGCUCACUUCACCGCCGAGUGCCGGUUCAAGGAGUGUGUCUUUGAGAACUACUACGUCACGUACUCCUCCACCCUGUACCGCCAGCGCGAAUCCGGCCGCUCCUGGUACCUGGGCAUCAACAAAGAAGGGCAGCCCAUGAAGGGAAACCGAGUCAAGAAGACCAAAGCCGCCGCCCAUUUCCUGCCCAAGCUAUUGGAAGUGGCCAUGUACCGCGAGCCGUCGCUCCAUAACGUGGUGGACCCCUCGGCGCCCCAGAAAUCAGACGAGGCCGGGGCCCCCAGCAAAGAGACAGCCAAGCCCCACAAGGCGACGUAA
Messenger RNA from Gopherus flavomarginatus (Mexican gopher tortoise), 1000 nucleotides. It is a transcript of the gene FGF11, whose product is annotated as fibroblast growth factor 11. Bases 278 to 1000 code for a protein of 240 amino acids. Gene Ontology annotation, cellular component: cytoplasm. The record is from RefSeq and is a predicted model, not a curated record. The transcript is spliced from 6 exons. Lineage: Eukaryota; Metazoa; Chordata; Testudines; Testudinidae. Gene Ontology annotation, molecular function: growth factor activity; fibroblast growth factor receptor binding. Gene Ontology annotation, biological process: positive regulation of gene expression; animal organ morphogenesis; fibroblast growth factor receptor signaling pathway.